GAUACGAUAGCACCUGCAGGUUUACAAGUAAAGGAUUUGGUUUGCAAUCAUUAACGAUUUACUCAGUAUAAUAAUUGUAUAUUGGGUUCCAUAGUUUAUGUAAACCAUUUGCAGACUAAUGCUAAUUUACUCACCACUUAAAUUUGCUCUUCCGCGACAGCAAGACAUCCGCAAUAUUUUGAACUUCCCGUCAAAAUCGUGUGAUUGGACCGCGAUUCAAAUGCGUCACUUCCGCAAACAACUUCCGUUUUGUUCACGUCGUUUUGGCUUGAAACUCUCGGUCCAAAUUGAUUCGACGAACCCCGACACUUGCAGAACAUGUUGAUCAUUCAGUUGUAAUGUUGGUGGUUAACCUAUUUUCUCGCAAAUUUCUGCAAUAGAUGGAAAUAACUGCAGGAGUGUCUUAGAUAGGGCACUAUAUAUGAUGGGAGCUGCACAACUACCAUCAGAGGUUUGGGUCCACGUGUUUGGAUUUCUGUCAACAGCCGACAAACUUAGCAUACGAUCGUGCUGCAAAUAUUUCAAGACAAUGGUUGACCAUUGGUCACUUUGGAAAGAAUACACAGUGUUCCUCAAAAAGCUGUGCGCGUACACCGCGGAGUUCUGGACAACUCUUCGCCUGAGGAAAAUUAGCUCAGUAAUUGUACAGAGGGCACAUUUGAAGGAAUGGAAACGGCUUGCCCUGUCCCUCCCUAAUCUCACCACAAUAGCGGUGGAAGGUUGUAUCGACGUGAAAGCUUUUGAAAUUCUCAAACAAUUUCAACACUUGAAGAGACUGUCAAUUCGCAGGUGUGGCUAUGGCCAUGAACUGGCUGAUAACAUUGUGCAUUUGCAGCAAGUGACUCAUUUCAGUUUGUGCGACAUGCAUUGUGCGCCAAGAACAGAGAUUAUUAAUGCGAUCUCGAAGCUCUCCCAUCUGACAUCUCUCUUUUAUCACGAAGGCAAUUGUCCUAUCCCAAGGCAGACAUUGCAUAUAAUGCUUAACCGCUUGCCACAUCUAAAGCAUCUGUCGUUGAAAAUGGGAACACAACAUGGCAGUCUUCCAGAUGAUUAUUUUAAUCUUUCUAAAACAAUACGUGGCUUUCAAGGAGAACGUCAAGAUGGGCAGCAGACAGGCUUGACCAGUCUGGAGCUCCUUGACUACAUGGACCCGACCUUACCUGAAGAGGCAUUGAAGUGCCUUCCUUCCCUGCGGAGCCUCUCUGUGGCUUACAGAGACAGAGACAUGCAGCCCAGCAGGUGCCACCUGAAAACAUGGUUAAGGGUUCUCCCUCAACUGGCAGAUCUCAACAUUGCAAAGGGCUACCUUGUUAGUGCUUAUGCCCAUUCCAUUCCGGACACAGUGACCAGUUUGACUCUGCGGCAGGUGAUGAUGCAGCCAAAGGAUCUGAAGGCUCUGGGGAAACGGGUUCCGGGCCUCUUGCAUCUGCACUUUGACCCCUGCAACUAUAAUGGUGGCAGCAGCGUUGGGGAGAUACCCCGACAUUUCCCCCAGCUCCGGACCUUUAAAAUGCGAUACUACGAUGUCCCGGACAGGGAGUUCUCCAACCUUGUGCAGUUGAAGUAUUUGGAGCGGUUGGAGAUCCUGGAUGCAAAGGAACCUAGUGUCCGCCUGACAGACCUGGUCCAGAAGCUGCAGGCCCUGACCAACUACAGAACCCAAAUCGUACAUUCGCAGAACCACAAAGAUCCCCUAGCCUGUCACUGUGCUCACUACUAACAAGACUUCUAAGAAGACGGUGGACUGGCAGAUGUUGUCAACAGCAUGGGGUGAACAUCUGAUGUGACACAAAAGUGCAUGCUCAUCAAAAGUACAAACGAUGUAUUCCGUCUGAAGUUGGUUCUUGUUUGCCACGUCAGCUUGGCUGUUACAAAGCAAAGUAAGGCGACGGACACAAUGAGGAUGUCAUUCCUCUGUCAGGAAUCAUUUGAAAGAGUAUUUUCAACCAGAAUACCUGUUUUCAAUUACCUUUGCUCAGUGGGAUGCUAUCUCUGUAUUUAACAAUGCAACAAGCAGUUAAUAUCAAAAGAACAGACAUGCCCCCCCC
Esox lucius (northern pike) is the source of this 2048-nucleotide messenger RNA. RefSeq lists its product as uncharacterized. Bases 422 to 1720 code for a protein of 432 amino acids. NCBI's taxonomy places the organism in Eukaryota, Metazoa, Chordata, Actinopteri, Esociformes, Esocidae. The record is from RefSeq and is a predicted model, not a curated record. The transcript is spliced from 4 exons. Gene Ontology annotation, molecular function: protein binding.